Boleophthalmus pectinirostris (great blue-spotted mudskipper) is the source of this 5344-nucleotide messenger RNA. RefSeq names its product discoidin domain receptor family, member 2, like (gene ddr2l). Bases 442 to 3045 code for a protein of 867 amino acids. Gene Ontology annotation, cellular component: membrane; signaling receptor complex. Lineage: Eukaryota; Metazoa; Chordata; Actinopteri; Gobiiformes; Gobiidae. The record is from RefSeq and is a predicted model, not a curated record. Gene Ontology annotation, biological process: multicellular organism development; cell surface receptor protein tyrosine kinase signaling pathway; positive regulation of kinase activity. The transcript has 20 exons. Gene Ontology annotation, molecular function: collagen binding; ATP binding; protein tyrosine kinase collagen receptor activity.
AGCCCCCCGCGCACCGCUCUUCUCCGGGGGGUCCGGGCUUGAACUUCUCGGGUGUCCUCCUCGCUCCUCCUCGGCUCCUCCUCGGCUCUUCCCCGGCUCUUCCUCCUCCUCUUCCCCGCGGAUGUGAUGUAAACACGGCCCCCGAGCUCCGUCUCCAGCCCCGUGCCCGUGUCCGAGCCCCACACCGAGCUAACGACGCCUCCCCGGGCUCCGCGCCGCUCCCAGGCCGCUCUGCAGCCCGCUCCUCCGGGCCAGUGACCGCACCAAGGACCGUUACUCGAGCUCCAGGAUGAACCUCUGAGGACCGAGUGUGCGCGCCGAGCCAGGCCGAGCACAGCGCUCCGUCAGGCGGCUACACACGGACCGAGGCCCCGCUGCUGCUGGAGCGACAAAAAGAACAGAGAUGUAGUCCGGUUGUGAUCCUGGUCUUGCUGGAGAACCAUGCUCCUGUGUGUGCUGCUCUUCUUCACUGCUGCAGCCUCUGGACAGAUCGACCCAAGUCUGUGCAGGUACGCUCUGGGUUUGGAGGAUGGACGAAUCAGAAACGAGGCCCUGAGCGCCUCCAGCCAAUGGCAUUUCACCACUGGACCUCAGUACGCCAGGCUGAACCGUGAGGAGGGGGAUGGAGCCUGGUGUCCUCAGGUGGCCUCUGACUCCCAGUACCUACAGGUGGACCUGGGCCGGCUGACGUUCCUCACGGUGGUGGGCACUCAGGGACGAUACGCUCACAACUCUGGGAAUGAGUUUGCCCGAGCAUACCGCCUUAACUACAGCCGAGACGGGGUCCUGUGGAAGUCCUGGAGGAACCGCCAGGGAAACACGGUUCUCGAGGGGAACACAAACGCGUACGCCUCCGUCCUGAACGACCUCCACCCUCCUGUGAUCACGCGCUUCGUCCGAGUUCUGCCUGUGCCCAAACUCUCCUCCACCGUCUGCAUGAGACUCGAGCUGUACGGCUGCAACUGGGAAGACGGUCUGGUGUCGUACUCGGCUCCAGAGGGACACUUCAUGACUCCUCCUGGUCUCCCUGUCGUCAGCCUCAACGACUCCACCUACGACGGCUCCAGACUCAGAGGGCGGUGGGUCGGGGGCCUAGGGCAGCUGACCGAUGGAGUGACCGGUCUGGACGACUUCCUGUCCACGCGGCAGUACCAGGUCCGGCCCGGGUACGACUACAUGGGCUGGAAAAACCAAAGCCUCAGCCACGUGAGCAUCGAGUUCACCUUCGACAGGACCAGAAACUUCACCCACAUGAAGGUCCACAGUAAUAACAUGUUUUCUCGUGGAGUGAAGAUCUUCUCGUCGGUGUCGUGUGAGUUUAAGCCCCGCCUCCUGGGUCGUUUUGGGGCGGAGCGUGUGGAGUUCAGGACGGUCCUGGACGAUCGGAACCCGAGCGCUCGUUACGUGACGGUGCCUUUAGGGCGCGCGGGCCGAGUCGUACGCUGCAACUUCACCUUCGCCGACGUCUGGAUGAUGUUCAGCGAGAUCUCCUUCCACUCAGAAGACGCCGUAGUCACAGAGACGACGCCUCUGAGCGACGAAGAGAAGACGACCUCCGCACCCGUGCUCCACCCGACCGCCACGGUGUCCCCCCACUCAGCGGUGGUGAACGCGUCGUCCAGCCCCGCCCCUGAGGACGGGAGCUCGGCCGUUCUGAUUGGCUGCCUGGUCUCGAUCAUCCUGCUCCUGUUGGUCGUCAUCUUCCUGAUCCUGUGGUGUCAGUGCGUCUGCAAAGUCCUGGAGAAGGCUCCUCGUAGGAUCCUGGAGGAGGAGGUGACGGUGCGACUGUCGUCCUGCAGCGACACCAUCGUCCUCCAGACCCCCCCUGUGCCCCCCCGCAACGCACACACACACGGGGUGAACUCUGACCCUCACUACGAGCGAGUUUUCCUCCUGGACCCUCAGUACCAGAACCCGGCUCAUCUGAGGAACAAACUCCCCGAGCUGUCCCAGAGCGCAGAGGCCUCAGCGUGCGGCGGAGGGUACGCGGAGCCGGACGUGACCCAGUGCACGCCUCACCAGAGCUUCCAGACGUCGGCGCCUCACUACGCCGAGACGGACAUCGUGCGUCUGCAGGGCGUCACCGGGUCCAACAUGUACGCCGUCCCCGCGCUCACCGUCGACUCGCUCACCCGCAAGGACAUCAGCGCCGCCGAGAUCCCACGACACAGACUGCACUUCAGGGAGAAGCUCGGCGAGGGGCAGUUUGGAGAGGUGCACCUGUGUGAGGCCGAGGGUUUGCUCGAGGUUCUGGGCUCGUCGCGCUCAGACUCUCGCUCCGUCCUCGUCGCCGUCAAACAACUGAGACCUGACGCCACCAGCCAGGCCAGAAACGACUUCCUGAAGGAGAUCAAGAUCAUGUCUCGCCUGAACGACCCGAACAUCAUCCGCCUGCUGUGCGUGUGCGUGACCUCUGACCCCCUGUGCAUGGUCACCGAGUACAUGGAGAACGGCGACCUCAACAUGUUCCUGUCGCAGCGCGAGAUCGAGAGCACGCUGACGCACGCCAACAACAUCCCCUCUGUCAGUCUGGCGGAGCUGCUGCACAUGUCCGUUCAGAUCGCCUCCGGGAUGAAGUAUCUGGCGUCUCUGAACUUCGUGCAUCGAGAUCUGGCCACGAGGAACUGCCUCCUGGACCGACGGCUCACCAUCAAGAUCUCAGACUUCGGCAUGAGCAGGAACCUCUACAGCAGCGACUACUACAGGAUCCAGGGCCGAGCCGUGCUGCCCAUACGCUGGAUGGCCUGGGAGAGCAUCCUACUGGGGAAGUUCACGACGGCGAGUGACGUGUGGGCGUUCGGAGUCACUCUGUGGGAGAUGUUCACUCUGUGUAAAGAGCAGCCGUACUCUCUGCUGUCGGACGAGCAGGUCAUCGAGAACACUGGAGAGCACUUCAGGAACCAGGGACGACAGAUUUUCCUGUACGCUCCUCCGCUCUGUCCUCCCUCUCUGUUUGAACUCAUGAUGCGCUGCUGGAGCCGAAACAUCCAGGACCGGCCCACGUUUGAGGGGCUGUACCAGGCGCUCAGACCCCACGCCCAGUGACAGAGGAACCAAAGGAACCAAAGGAACCCGGCAAAAGAACCAAAGGAACCCAAAACUUCACCGGAACUCUACCAAAAAUGAGGCUGUACCAGGCGCUGAGAACCCAUGCCCAGGAAAUCCAGCCACCUGAACCAAAAAAACUUAACCGAGCCUCCGCCAAAAAAAAAACACCAAUCCAUUCGGAACGCCGCCUGCACUCAAACGUUUCAACCGGUAACAAAUGAAAAAAAAACAUGUGACAAAAGGAACCAGAAGCACAACCAUGAAACUUCACCGAAACUUCACCAAAACUCAACGGAAAGAGAGCGUUCCAGAGACUCCGUGUCCAGGGAGCAGCCAAAAGAACCAAAGGAACCAGGGAAAAAUGUCUAAACUGGGUCAGGUCGGAUCACAAUCGGUGGACUGAACUCCUUCCUCUUCUGUAUCACACCGUUCACCUGGAUCUGUUUUCUCAAAACCGCCGCACUUUUCUCUCCUCGUCCGCUCUCCUCUUUCAUCCUCAUCCUCUCUCCUUGGCUGAGUCCAAAUGUCCACUCCAGCCCCAAACCCCUCAAACAAAUUCCUCAAACACUCCACAGACCUGCACACAGUUGCCACGUUUACAUGAGAGCUUUAAUUCCGAAUAAAAACUAUUUAAUUCUGAAUAAAAAUUAAUUCUGAUUUAAAAAGACCAUAUAAACACUUAAUUCCCAAGUCCUGAUUCCCGAGCGUGAGUACCGAGUCCAGAUUCCUGAGUUUGAGUCCCAAUUUCGGAGUUCCGAUUCCUGAGUGUGAGUCACGAUUCCCGAAUUUGAGUCCCGAUUCCCGAGAGUGAUUCCCGAGAGUGAGCCCCGAUUCCUGAGUGUGAAAAUGAUUAUUCGGAAUUAAACUUAAUUCCAAUGUAAGUGGGUGGUUUAUUCAGAUUUUAAAGCCGAAUUAAUUUAUUCCUGGAUCAUGUAAAGGUUUAUUCUUCUUAAAAAUAAUUCCGGUCGUUCGGUGCAUGCUUGUUGGGUCGCCCUUCUGACGCAAUCCAGACGAUCCGGCUCCAGCAGUCCUGGCUUCGGACUGUCAUCCAUGUCUCUGUGGGAGUGGGCUGAGGUAGAACAGCCGUUGACUCAGUUUGUCUUCUUCCUCUCUUCGCCGACACUCUUCCCUUCUCCUCCUCAGCCGACAGACGUAAAGCGUGACGAGAGAAAUCUCCAGCUGCUGCGCAAUUAUCAUCGGAACGACUACGGCAAAAGUUUGGAUGGUGUUUGUGUCCGUGGUGUAACGACAAACCGAGAUGACAGAAAAGUCGGUAGCAGCUGAAGUGUGUGUUUUCUUCCGGUCGACAUAAAUACGCUCGUGUCCCUGUCCGAUCAGAACCCUUCGGAAUUAAAUAAAGGCAAUUUAACAUGUUUUCCAUGUAAACCUCAAUUUGGAAUUAUUAUUUACAUGUAAACUCGAAGGGGAAUAUUUUAAUUCAGAACUAUUUAACUCAGAAUUAAAACCAUCAUGUAAACGUGGCCACAGAGAGAUUUGGACUCACAGCUCACUGCGGUCCAGAGUUUAGAGUCUUAUACUUCCGGAUGAACAGUUCAUUAAAACAAAACACUUGUCUCUGUCCGCUGUUGUUUUUCCGAUUCUCCCAGUGCAUUGUGGUCUUUGAUGACUGGACACUACUUUUCACAGGGCAUUGUGGGAAAUUUUGAGUGCACUACAUUUUCACUCACUGGACAUUUGGACAGGACUAAACACGGCGUGACCCCUGAACAGGCCCUAAGGAGGGGACAGAGUGGACAUUCAGACCCAGACCUGUCACUGCCCGAUUUGGAACCUUUAAUUUAACACUUUGAACUCUUUUACACGUGCUUAUUGUGUUUUCUGAGCUGGAGUCUGAACUGUAGUCCCAGCUGUAGUCCAGGAUGUAGUCCAGGGUGUAGUCCAGGGUGUAGUCCAGGGUGUAGUCCAGGAUGUAGUCCAGGAUGUAGUCCAGGGUGUAGUCCAGGGUGUAGUCCAGGAUGUAGUCCAGGGUGUAGUCCCAGCUGUAGUCCAGGGUGUAGUCCAGGGUGUAGUCCAGGGUGCAGUCCAGGGUGUAGUCCGAGCUGGACCAGAGCUGGAGUCCGACCUGUAGUCUGACCUGUAGUCCGAGCUGGAGUACGACCUGUAGUCCGUGCUGUAGUGUGACCUGUAGUCCAAGUUGAGGUCCGAGCUUGGAGUCCAAGCUGGAGUCCGACCUGGAGUCCGACCUGGAGUCCGACCUGGAGUCCGAACUGUAGUCCGAGUUAGAGUCCAAGCUGGAGUCCGACCUGGAGUCCGACCUGGAGUCCGACCUGGAGUC